UUUCUCGGAAGUCACAAACUCUUGGAAAGCGGCUGUUCUUUUCUUUGGAUCGUCGGGAUCAUUGAGGAAUAAUUGAAGAGUUUUCCAACAAAGCCUCACUAGGAUGAUUGUGUACGAACUGUAAGAGUGAAAUGCUGAAGUAAAUCUACAGAGUUUGUUGUCGUCAGUCUGCGGAGAUCAGUUCUGGAGAUCUGCCAUGAUGAUUCUUCUGUCCUUCAGCAUCAGUUUGUUCAUGGUGAAUUCAUGUAUGACACACAGUCUGUUCACAUGUGAGCCGAUGCGUGUGCAGUGGUGUCAUGACAUGCAUUACAACAACACAUUCUUCCCCAACAUGCUCGAGCACUAUGACCAGGACAUCGCUGCCGUGAAGAUGAAGCACUUCAUGCCAUUGGCAAACCUCCACUGUUCACCUGACGUACAUCUCUUCCUGUGCCAAGCAUUUGUUCCGGAGUGCACCGAACACACGCAUGUCCUGCGUCCGUGCAGAGAACUGUGCGAGCGUGUCGUGUCUGACUGCAUGCGGGACAUGCGCACGUUUGGAAUCAGCUGGCCGCCGGAGCUGCAGUGUGACCGGUUGGAAUCAUGUCACUUUUCUUCUGAUGGUUCUGCUGUUUCAUCCAUGGAAGAUACGACCCCAUCCGGAGGCUCUCUGUCAGCCAAUCGGGAUCUGGGCUUCUGGUGCCCCCUUCAGCUGAAGACUCGCCCCGGUCAGGGCGGCUCUUUUCUCGGGGCUCAAGACUGCGCCCCACCAUGUGACAACAUGUACCUCAAACCGCAGGAAGUUCUCUUGGCGAAGACUUUCAUCGGCGUGAGCUCCAUCGUGUGCUUGUGUGCGACUCUCUUCACAUUUCUAACCUUCCUCAUCGACGUGAAACGAUUCCGCUACCCCGAGAGGCCGAUCAUCUUCUACGCGGUCUGCUACAGUUUUGUCUCUCUCAUCUAUUUCGUCGGUUUUCUGUUGGGUAACGAGGCCGCGUGCAACAAGCCGAAUCUGCCGGGGCGUGUGUCGACGGUCGUGUUGGGCGCUCAGAGCCGCAGCUGCUCACUGCUCUUCAUGUUGCUGUAUUUCUUUUCCACUGCUGGAAUGGUUUGGUGGGUCAUUUUGACCAUCACGUGGUUUCUGGCCGCAGGACUCAAGUGGAGCUGUGAAGCAAUCGAGAAGAAGGCCGUAUGGUUUCACGGAGUUGCCUGGGGUCUCCCGGGCGCCCUCACCAUCGUGCUGCUGAUGCUGAAUAAGGUGGAAGGAGACAGCAUCAGCGGCGUGUGUUUCAUCGGCUUGUACGACCUCACAGCGUUGCGUUGGUUUGUUGUGGCUCCACUGGCAGCGGGCGUGUUGUCCGGCCUCUCUCUGCUGCUCGCCGGAAUCGUGUCUCUGAAUCGCGUACGGCAGGUUAUACAACAUGAUGAACAGAACCAGGAGAAGCUAAAGAAGUUCAUGAUCCGUAUCGGAGUCUUCAGCGGCCUGUACCUGCUUCCUCUGCUGGCGCUGCUCGGAUGCUACCUGUAUGAACAAUCCCACCGCAGCGCCUGGGAGCAAACGUGGAUCAACGAUCGUUGUCAGGAAUACAGCAUCCCCUGCUACUACAGCAGUGUUGAUGUGGACCGGCCUGAGCUCGCUCUGUUUCUGAUGAAAUAUCUGAUGACGCUGGUUGUGGGAAUAUCUGCUGUGUUUUGGGUCAGCAGUAAGAAAACCUGCUCCGAAUGGGCCUCCUUCUUCAACAGAACUCGCAAAAAAGAUCCCAUCAGCGAGAGUCGACGUGUUCUGCAGGAGUCCUGCGAGUUCUUCCUGAAACACAACAGUCGUGUGUCCAAGCAUUACAAACCCUCUUCUCAUAAACUCAAGGUCAUUUCUAAGUCCAUGGGCACCAGCACAGGCAUUCAAACCCCUGUCACUAGUAACCAUGACAACACUCCGGUCUCCACGGCAGUCAGCAACCACAACAUUCCAAGCCAGCCUGUUUCCAGGACGCAGAGAGACCCGCCGCCGCCGGCAGAGAGACGCAGUAAAGCGGGUAGUUCCAGUCGCAUCAGCAGCCGCGCCGAAAGCCUCCGCAGGAUGACCCCAAAAGAUGAUGUGCUGCAGUCUGCCCACAGCGCCAACUCGGUGAAAUGUCAGGUGGGCAUGGUGUCUGAAUCGAGGUGAGACAGACACAGUUGCAGCCCAAUCCUCCCGUCCCCCUGUGCGGUUUCUCAGUAUAUACAGAUCCUCACCGUCAGCUGUAGAAUAUGGGGCAUGCAGCGGAAGUGACAGAUGAUCCGUUCAGGGAAAGAAUUGCACAUCUGUGACUGGAAUAGUCCAAACACUGUCUUCUGACCGGAAUCAAUGAACUAAAACAUCAGAUUUCUUUAAUCAUCUCUUAAAGAAGAGGGGUUUCUGCCGAAUGUGUACAUGUGUGCUAACUGCACCCCCAAAGAACACACCACAAACACAAACACAAACACACACACACACACACAUAUAUAUAUUACAGAUACAAGCUUUCUCUGACCUGAAGUAAAACUUCAUUAAAUCUUUAUGAAAUGAUUAAUAUUAUGUCAGUAUUUUAGAUUCUUUGGACGUGUCUUUUGGUCUUAAGUGUGUUUUCUGCACAGUUAAAUAUGUUUGUUUUCACGUUUAUAUUUUAAUGCUGGUUGUGUAAAUGUUUAUUUACAAACAGAUUUAAAGGGAAAGACUCGGUGUAUUCCUCUGUCAUAUGGAGAAGGUUAAAGGUCGUCAGGUUUGGUCUAUGAUGUACUGCUGUAAAUCUGAAUGUCAUUUCACCUGAAGAUGAUUUUGGGCUCUCGGGCACCUGAUUCUUCCCCGUUCUUCCAUGAAAUCAUAUAAAUAAAGAUUAAAUUAACUCUUGUGUUUUAGUGUA
Xyrauchen texanus (razorback sucker) is the source of this 2858-nucleotide messenger RNA. RefSeq names its product frizzled class receptor 6 (gene fzd6). Gene Ontology annotation, biological process: non-canonical Wnt signaling pathway; canonical Wnt signaling pathway. The record is from RefSeq and is a predicted model, not a curated record. The transcript has 7 exons. Gene Ontology annotation, molecular function: Wnt-protein binding; Wnt receptor activity. Gene Ontology annotation, cellular component: plasma membrane. The coding region runs from base 197 to 2143 and encodes 648 amino acids. Lineage: Eukaryota; Metazoa; Chordata; Actinopteri; Cypriniformes; Catostomidae.